AUGCCUCUCGUCAACACCACCGAAGUUGUGGAGGACAGUCGCGUCUUUGGCUAUGACCCGUUGUUGUCCCCUCAGUUCCUGCAAAAUGAAAUUCCGGCUACCCCCGAGGUCCUCGAGGCCGUCAAGGCCGGUCGCAACCAGGCUGUGGAGAUCAUCGAGCAGCGCGAUGACCGUCUCCUGGUCGUCGUCGGCCCCUGCUCCAUCCACGACCCGGCUACCGCCCUCGAGUAUGCCUCCCGUUUGAAGGAGCUUUCCCAGAAGCUGUCCUCGGAUCUCUGCAUCAUCAUGCGGGCCUACCUGGAGAAGCCCCGCACCACCGUCGGCUGGAAGGGUUUGAUCAACGACCCCGACAUCGACGAGUCCUACAACAUCAACAAGGGUCUGCGCGUCUCGCGUAAGCUCUAUGCCGACCUCACCAGCAUGGGCAUGCCCAUCGCUAGCGAGAUGCUGGACACUAUCUCCCCCCAGUACCUGGCCGAUCUCAUCUCCCUCGGCGCCAUCGGUGCCCGCACGACCGAGUCGCAGCUGCACCGGGAGCUGGCCUCCGGCCUGAGCUUUCCCAUCGGCUACAAGAACGGCACGGACGGCAACAUCACGGUCGCCAUCGACGCUAUCGGCGCCGCCGCCCACCCGCACCGCUUCCUCGGCGUGACCAAGCAGGGCCUGGCCGCCAUCACCAAGACCUCGGGCAACGAGCACGGCUUCGUCAUCCUGCGUGGCGGCGCCAAGGGCACCAACUUUGACCGCGACAACAUCCGCGCCGCCCGCGAGUCCCUGCGCGCCAAGAAGCAGCGCGAGAUCGUCAUGGUCGACUGCUCGCACGGCAACUCCAGCAAGAACCACCGCAACCAGCCCGUGGUCGCCAAGGAGCUGGCCGACCAGCUCCGCGAGGGCCAGGACGCCAUCGUCGGUGUCAUGAUCGAGUCCAACAUCCACGAGGGCAACCAGAAGGUCCCCGCCGAGGGUCCCUCGGGCCUGAAGAAGGGUGUCAGCAUCACCGAUGCCUGCAUUGACUGGGAGACGACGGUCCAGGUCCUGGAAGAUCUGGCCGAUGGUGUUCGCGGGCGGAGAGCCGCCAAAGCGUCUGCUUAA
This is a messenger RNA of Aspergillus campestris IBT 28561, 1092 nucleotides long. RefSeq names its product 3-deoxy-7-phosphoheptulonate synthase. Gene Ontology annotation, biological process: aromatic amino acid biosynthetic process. Gene Ontology annotation, molecular function: 3-deoxy-7-phosphoheptulonate synthase activity. Gene Ontology annotation, cellular component: cytoplasm. NCBI's taxonomy places the organism in Eukaryota, Fungi, Ascomycota, Eurotiomycetes, Eurotiales, Aspergillaceae. Bases 1 to 1092 code for a protein of 363 amino acids. The transcript is spliced from 3 exons. The record is from RefSeq and is a predicted model, not a curated record.